This is a messenger RNA of Cucumis melo (muskmelon), 1104 nucleotides long. RefSeq names its product putative invertase inhibitor. The record is from RefSeq and is a predicted model, not a curated record. Lineage: Eukaryota; Viridiplantae; Streptophyta; Magnoliopsida; Cucurbitales; Cucurbitaceae. Gene Ontology annotation, molecular function: enzyme inhibitor activity. The transcript has a single exon. The coding region runs from base 398 to 964 and encodes 188 amino acids.
AAAUAUCAGAAAUCUUGAAUUCUUGCAUUACAUUCCAUGUGGUGUGCUUAUAUAAAUCCAUGUGGUGUGCUUAUAUAAAAAUAAAUAAAUAGACACAUAAGAACCAAUAACAAUUAAAAAAAAUGAAGUCUAUUCAAGCAAAUUUGUUCAGAAAAGUGCCUAAAAAUGGAACAAAAAAAACAAGGCCAACAACAUUUCCUAGAGGCUUCAACUUCACCAAGAAAUUACCCCCAAAAACAUCGGUCAACCAUUGGCCUCUUCAGGCCAUCCGCUCCUCUCUCUACAACCAAACAAAUCCACAACACAUUUAAAAACAUCCAUCAUUCUCCACCUUUCUCAAUUCAUCUUCAACAACAAGAGAAUUCAGACUACCAUUUUAAAGCAAAAAGGUUAUACAAUGAAGUCCAUUGCCAUUGCCGUAGCCUUUUUAGUUAUUUCACUUUGCCAGUUCCAAAUACUUGCUCAGACUCCACAAACACCAACCACCUCUGGAGGCAAUGACCUCAUCACAAAGACCUGCAGCAGCACACCUCAUGUUGAAAUGUGUAAAACAAUCUUACAAUCAUCUCCCAACAGCAAAGGAGCAGAUUUAUAUGGCCUUGCACAAAUUGUAAUGAACAUUGCAGCAAGUAACGUUAGCAACAUAUAUGAAAGCAUAAACCAAUUACAAAAUGGCACGACGGUAGACAGUUUCUUGGAUUCGUGUUUGACGGAUUGUUUGGAGAGCUAUCAGGACGCUAUUGAUCAAAUUGAAGAUUCAGUAACCGCAUUGGAAUUCAAAGCAUAUAAUGAUGUUAAUACGUGGGUUUCAGCUGCCAUGAGUGAUGCAGCUACAUGUGAUAUGGGGUUCAAAGAAAAACAAGGCUAUCAAUCUCCAAUUGCACAAAUGACUACAGUUUUUGACCAGAUUUGCAAAAUUAUCUUAGCCAUUAAUAAACUCUUAAGUCAAGGGAAUAGUAACUAAAGGAAACAGCUGAGGUGUUUGGUCGUUUCAUUUGGCUCUUAAAGUAAAACCCUCAUUUCUUUUUGAAAUUUCAUACAAUAUAUGAUUAUGUAAAAACCAUUUCACAUAUUGAAAAUCGAAUUACAAAUUACGAAUUACUA